Messenger RNA from Pyrus x bretschneideri (Chinese white pear), 600 nucleotides. RefSeq lists its product as uncharacterized. Lineage: Eukaryota; Viridiplantae; Streptophyta; Magnoliopsida; Rosales; Rosaceae. The transcript has 4 exons. Bases 43 to 339 code for a protein of 98 amino acids. The record is from RefSeq and is a predicted model, not a curated record.
UCUCCCUCUUCGUCUCCCUCUCUCAUCUGAAACCUGAAAGCCAUGGCCACUCUAGCGGCGGCGGCAGCUCGUCAAUUUGCAACUUCAAGUCGCAUCUCCACCGCGAGGACCUCGUCUCUGACUACCAAUUUAAUCCAUCGCCGUGGCCUCGCCGGCGCUGCCGAUCACCAUGGACCCCCAAAGGUUAAUGUCUGGCAAGACCCGUUGAGCCCAUCUAAAUGGAAGGAAGAGCAUUUCGUAAUUGUCUCUCUAUCUGGCUGGGGUAUACUCAUCUAUAGCAGUUACAAGUUUUUCUCUGGAGGCAAGAAGGAAGAGAAACUGGUGGAAGCAUCGCACUGAGGUUUGGAGCAUUAGAUAUUCCCAGAACUUCUUCGAAAUAAUGAGUUUUCUUGGAUAUAACGUGCUGUCAUAUUUCAUUUUCUUUGUCAGCAAAUGAUUUCUGAUCAAUCUGUGGAGAUUGAUACAUUGAAAACAAAUCGAGGUUAAUGGCUUUGUUGGGAGUUUAUGUCCCCUUUCGAUUGUGUUCUCUUUGUAGUCACUUGUAUGAUUCGAUGCAGGAACGUUCCAUGUUUCAAUAAUAUACUGCCAUCCUCCUUCCUA